AUGAGUGCUUCCUUACUGUCACCUUCGCUUCCUGCCAAACCACCAGUUUCGGUAUCUGAUAGUAUCGACAAUACCAGUCAGAAGAUCGGCAACGGCAAUAGCCACGAUUCCGUGCAAGAACGAGACAAUGAGAACCAAGCUUCGAGUGUGGGUCUAAGUGAUCAAAGCAACGACGACCAGGACGGGACAGCACAACCGCCUCUACCGGACGAAGCACCACCACCUCUCCCCAAUGAAGAGCCUGCUGUGCCGACAGGAGACGACGGGUGGGAGCCUGUAUGGGACGAGAACGCACAAGCUUUCUAUUUCUACAACAGGCGGAGCCAUGUAACACAGUGGGCGAAUCCGCGACUUCCAGCGGUUGAGACGACAGGCACAGCUACAGUGAAGGAUACUGGUCCGCCUGGCGCUCCCACACAACCUGCCAAUCGAAAAAAGAUAGCAGGCGGAUAUGAUCCUGCAAUACACGGCGACUACGACCCAAAUGCGGAUUAUGCUAAAAAGUACGAGCCGGGGAACCUCGAUUCUGAAAUGGAACAGAGUGCUACAGUUGACCCAGCAGCAGCCUAUGCAGCAACAGGUGCCUUCAACAGAUUCACAGGGAAAUGGCAGAGUGCAGAAAUUACAGCUGAAAAGUUUAACGACGAGAACAAGAGUAAGAGGCAGAUGAACGCGUUUUUCGACGUGGAUGCCGCAGCAAAUUCACACGACGGGAGAAGUUUGAAGGCCGAGCGGUCGAACAAGAAGAUAUCAAAGGAGCAGCUGAAGGCGUAUCGUGACAAGAGGAAGGAAAAGAAGGAGGAGAAGAGAAGAGCGUGGCUUCGAGAUUGA
Lithohypha guttulata is the source of this 831-nucleotide messenger RNA. RefSeq lists its product as uncharacterized. The coding region runs from base 1 to 831 and encodes 276 amino acids. Gene Ontology annotation, molecular function: protein binding. The transcript has 2 exons. NCBI's taxonomy places the organism in Eukaryota, Fungi, Ascomycota, Eurotiomycetes, Chaetothyriales, Trichomeriaceae. The record is from RefSeq and is a predicted model, not a curated record.